Molecule: messenger RNA, 4267 nt
Organism: Haemorhous mexicanus (house finch)
Lineage: Eukaryota; Metazoa; Chordata; Aves; Passeriformes; Fringillidae
Gene: COLQ
Product: collagen like tail subunit of asymmetric acetylcholinesterase
Exons: 17
Coding region: 127-1485 (452 amino acids)
Molecular function (GO): heparin binding
Source: RefSeq, a predicted model, not a curated record
CACGCAUCCCAUAGUGAGGGCAGGCAGAGGCAGAGAGCAGGCAAGGCAGAGAGGGAGAAAGGGGAGAGAGAGAGCCCCAAAGCAGCCUUGUGCCUCUGAGCUGGGCUCUGCCAGGGCAGAGCCAGCAUGUUGGUCCUCAGCCCUCUUGUCCGGGGAUCUUACCUGCUGCUUUUCUUCUGCUUUGCUUUGCCUCAGACUGCGUACGCUGACAAUGUCUUCUCACUUUCAGCAGACCUCCCUUGUUUGGAACAGAAGAAGCAGCACUGCAGAGCAUGCUGCCUCCUUGGCCCUCCUCCACCACCCCUGUUCCCACCACCGUACUUCAGGCACAGCUGGAGCACUAAGCUGGACAUGGAAGAGUUGUGUCAUGAGCUCCAGAUAAUACAGGCUUCCUCUCUGCCUGAAUUGCACUGCUCUGCAGGGCCUCCUGGCCCCCAGGGUCCACAAGGAAUUCCUGGUAUAGUGGGACCAAAAGGGGAGAAAGGGGAGAUUGGCAGGCCUGGAAGAAAGGGCAGACCAGGUCCCCCGGGCGUCCCUGGGAUGCCAGGACCGGUAGGAUGGCCUGGACCCGUGGGACCGAAGGGUGAAAAGGGAGAGUUGGGUGUGAUGGGAUUGCCAGGUACAAGAGGACCAAUGGGCUCCAAGGGUUUUCCUGGAACUAGAGGAGAAAAGGGAUCCAGAGGUGACAGAGGCGACAAAGGAGUCAAAGGAGACCCGGGAGAAAUAGGCUUCCCUGGAAUGCUGGGACAAAAAGGAGAGAUGGGCCCCAAGGGACAGUCUGGAGUACCAGGACACAGAGGACCUAUAGGAAGACCUGGAAAACGAGGCAAACAAGGACUCAAGGGGGACAUCGGGCCUGCGGGUGUCAUGGGCCCACCCGGCAGGCCUGGCCCUGUUGGCCAGCCGGGCCCCCCUGGACCCUCAGGACUAGGGCAAUUUGCAGUUGGACCAAAGGGAGAAAGAGGACUUCCAGGGCCUCCAGGGAGAUGUCUCUGCAGAACCCCACAGCAUAUGAGUAACCCAUCAUAUGAGCAAUCUGUGUUUGGACACAGCUACCCAAAAGUUCCCGCGAUUUUUGUGGUGAACAAUCAAGAAGAAUUGGACCGGUUAAACACUGAAAAUGCAUUAGCAUUUAGAAGAGAUCAGAGAUCCUUGUAUUUCAAGGAUACCUUUGGAUGGCUCCCAGUCCAGCUCACCCCUCUGUACCCCGUGGAUUACCGCCUGGAGGAGGGGGGCACCUGUGGAGAUGGCAUCGUGCAGGAUGGGGAGGAGUGCGACGAUGGCAACGCGAUUGUGACUGAUGACUGCAUAAGGUGCCGCCGUGCUUACUGCGGAGAUGGCUACAAGCACGAGGGGGUUGAAGACUGUGAUGGGAUGGAUUUUGGAUACCUGACAUGUAGAACAUACCUUCCUGGAUCUUACGGGAAAUUGCGCUGCACUUCGUACUGCUACAUUGACUCCACACAGUGUCGAUACUUCACAUGAGGCAGCAGAGGCGGGCAGCAUCCCGCGCCUAGGGGGUGCUAGGUGCUACACUAUCACCUAUCCAAGAAGGACUGGGACAAAAAAAACCCACCCACCUCUGGGAAAACAAACAAAGACACAUCAUGCUGCUGAUGGCCAUUCUGAGAUUUUUUUUUUUUUAAAGAUAGGUUUGUCAGAUAGGGAAAAAUAGGACCACUGCAUCCUGUCUUAAUAGAGAAAUUAAUGUCAAGCUGUGUGUGCCAGUAAGACUUCAUGCAGCUGGGAUGGCAACUUGCUCUCCAUCACAAAAGCAACAUUAAACUACUGGAAGCUGAGUUUCAUUAACCAGGAAUGCCAUGUAACAAUUACCUCGACUUAGCACUGUUAAACCCAAAGAUAAUCUCUUCAGGGGUUUUGUCUUUAACCCUUCUCUGCACAAACACAGAGCAUAUCUUGGAUGCAGUGUUUAGAGGGACUUUCUCUUUUAUUACAAUGUGAACUUAGCAAGUGUUGUAUCCACUAGAGAUGACUUCAGCAACUCUAAGGUUACCAAUUCUCCUUCAUUGGUCAAAGGACUUAAAGUUCUUUCAGAAUCAGCAAAUCAGUCAAAUAAGCUGGUUAACAUCACCUUCAGGCGAAGGUGUUGUCUUUGUGUGUCUGUGCUCUGCAAGCGGUCAUGGGAGGCCUGCAAAACACACCACAAAAGGACAAACUGGACAAAUAAACUGUGAAAUAGCCAAGAAGUUCUCUCCCAGGAGAAAAUCAGACAAGGAGGGAAGAUAAAAAAGGAACAUAUUUCUGUAUUUUUCUCCUCUGUGCUGAGCUGGCUGGGCUCUGCCUGACCCCAGGGGCUGGGACAGCAUUGGUUCCCUGCCGAAACCACGGCCAUGCACACAUUGUCUUCUCUCUGGUGCCCACACUGGAAGGUCUUUGCAUUUGCAACCUGUUGUCCACCCAGCCAUCAUCACUCAAUUCCCAGUUAUCCCCUGUGCUCCCUCCCCCUGUGCCACUGGCUGUUUCUGCACCAUGUGCCCCAGUGUGUGUUCUCCCUUUUGUACCGCUGUAAAUCAGACCCUGGAGUAGUGCAUCCGUGGAUGCUCGGUCAUGCUGUGCAAUGUACAUGUGGGGUUUUGGUUUUUGGGAAGGUCUCUCAACUAUAUCAGCUCUGAUUGGAGUCAGGGUAAUUAUAUACUUAUUUAUUAGCAAGUAGUUAAGAGCAAUUUUUACUUUUUAUGGAAAGCCUAUUAAAUGUUACGUGAAAAAGAGUCUAUAACAGAAAAUGAAGCGAAGAAUGUGCAGAAUUCAGGACUAAAAGCCUUAAAAUUAGGCAUUAUUUUCAUACAAGCCACUCUUUCCUGCUUUGUGGUAAAUGCUGUACAGGACUGUGUGAAAUGUGAGUUAUCUGUGCCAGUGACAGCACUGAAACAGCUGCACUGACACUGCCACUUCUGUAGAGGUUGCAUGAAGGUGGAUGUUGUGUUACAAGGAUAAUGCAUUAAAGCAAUCAAGAAACACAUGCAACUUUUACCACCUGCCUAGAAGACUUUAACUAUGCAUGUAUAAAGUGAUAUUGGAAAUCACAAAUUAGCAACAGAAAAAGAAAGAAAAUUUGUGUAUCUUCAUGGUUAUCGCUUACCUGGGCUAUUUAUGUUGCUAUGAAGCCAAGUCACCAUCAUUUGUAGCCCAGUUCAACGGUUUGAUUUUUUUCUUUUUUUUUUUUUUUUUUUUUUUUUUUUUUUUUUUUUUUGGUUAACUGAGGUCUUAAUAAAAGGUCCAGGAGCCACUGGGACAAGAAAAUUGCCAGAAACUCUGGAAAUCUGGACACUAGUACAGCUGCCUUUUAAGUUUCCUGUGCUAGUGCAAGCAGCAGGUUCCAGCAACAUCAUGCCACGAGGAGCAGGUUCUGGUUGUUGGGAGGCUCUCAAGGACAAACACACUCUCAGCAGCACAUCCUGCUGGCCAUCCCUCCAGCUGAACUCCUGGCAGAAUCUGGGGUGGAGACACUCCAUCUGAACUACCCACCUUCUCCAAGGAGUUAAUCUCAACCCCCCAAAAGGCUGGAGUCUCUGACAAGUUGGUAAUCCCAGUGGCCUUUCACCUUCCGUUUUUCGUUAAAAGCUCCUACCUCCAAAGGACAUUGAAAUAACAAAGCUAUGUGCAUGGAUCAUAGAAAAUGUAAACAGGAGAUGUGGUCACCCAGGUAAAACUACUGUGCUGCUCAUGUUCAGAAAGGGGCCUAUCACCCUGGUCAGGCUGGGAACACUUGCACAGCAUGGGUUUUAAAUGGACAAAGCAAUGUAAAAUACAAGAAAACAAACAAAACAAAAUUCAUACUACCAUUACUGUCUUGCUCCCCUCAGAAGAUAAAGCAUGAGAAAGACACCUGGGACGGUGUAAAGAUUAUAUAUUAUUUAAAAUGCUGCCAAAGAAAUCUUUGCCCUCAUUACUGGCAUUCCUGAUUUAUCAUCAAUUGGGUACUCUUCAGCUGGGUGAUGCCUGGUCUGCUGCAAAUUGUCUUCCCUCCUUCUCUGAGUUUGGGAACUUAAAAAAUUGUGCCAAGACUGGUUCAAAAGUUAAUUGGAAUAUUUCAGUUCCUUGGACUUUUGUAGCAGCAUACACUUUUGGGAGAGUUUUCUAAUGAUUAGUAUGCAACUCAAGGCAAGUACAAAGCAUUAUGCCAUGCACUGUAUUAAUGUAUACCAAAAAAUCUGGCUUGCACUUAAUAUAAGAUCAAAUAUAUGUAAUUGCCUACUGCGUAUGUUAGCAGCUCAUGUCAAUAAAUCAUGCUACCUUAUUUCCCCUA